Messenger RNA from Aphis gossypii (cotton aphid), 2435 nucleotides. RefSeq names its product actin-interacting protein 1 (gene flr). Gene Ontology annotation, cellular component: cortical actin cytoskeleton. Gene Ontology annotation, molecular function: actin filament binding. Bases 248 to 2059 code for a protein of 603 amino acids. The transcript is spliced from 14 exons. Gene Ontology annotation, biological process: locomotion; sarcomere organization; positive regulation of actin filament depolymerization. NCBI's taxonomy places the organism in Eukaryota, Metazoa, Arthropoda, Insecta, Hemiptera, Aphididae. The record is from RefSeq and is a predicted model, not a curated record.
CGAACGUAUCAGGUUUCUGUAGUCUUCGAGAAUAAAAUAGUUACACAUUUACAUUUUACACACUAAAAUACCUUACAAACAACUACAGUCCCGCCGUCUUUUUUAUAUUAUUACCGUGUGUUUUCAUUUUCACGUAUUAGGUAGAUCCGUAAUAGUCGUUUCACCCUAAAUCGGUAUUAACUCAUCAUUUAGUGAUUUAUUAUUUAUUAGUGCUUUAUUUUUACCUACUACAGUAUAAUUCUACACUAUGUCUUAUUCUAACAAGUAUAUUUACUCAACACUACCACGCACUCAACGAGGGCAGCCGAUUGUGUUGGGUGGUGAUCCUAAGGGAAAAAAUUUUCUUUACACAAACGGUAACAGUGUCAUUAUACGUGACAUUGAGAACCCUGCAAUAUCAGAUGUUUACACUGAACACUCCUGUGCUGUAAAUGUCGCCAAGUAUUCCCCUAGUGGAUUUUACAUUGCAUCUGGUGAUCAAUCAGGAAAAGUAAGGAUUUGGGAUACUGUGAAUAAAGAACACAUACUUAAAAAUGAGUUCCAUCCUUUUGGGGGACCAAUUAAAGACAUUUCUUGGUCUCCAGACAAUCAAAGAAUGGUGGUUGUUGGUGAAGGACGAGAGAGAUUUGGUCAUGUAUUUAUGUCAGAAACUGGUACUUCAGUCGGUGAAAUAACAGGCCAGUCUAAACCAAUUAAUUCAUGUGAUUUCCGUCCUAGUCGUCCUUUUAGAAUAGUGACCGGUAGUGAAGACAAUACAAUUGGUGUUUUUGAAGGUCCUCCAUUUAAGUUCAAGAUGACCAAACAAGAACACUCAAGAUUUGUGCAGGCAGUACGUUUUUCACCAAAUGGUAAUUUCUUCGCAUCAGCAGGUUUUGAUGGUAAAGUUUUCUUGUAUGAAGGUACUAAUGCUGAUCUUGUCGCUGAAAUUGGUAGUCCAGCACAUAAAGGAGGAGUUUAUGGAGUUGCUUGGAGUGCUGAUAGUACACGUCUAUUAACAUCUUCUGGUGAUAAGACUUGUAAGCUGUGGGACGUAGAAACAAAAUCUGUUGUUAGUGAAUUUGUGAUAGGAAAUCAAGUAGAAGAUCAACAGGUUUCUUGUUUGUGGCAAGGAAAUUAUUUAUUAACCGUCUCUCUUAAUGGCUUUAUUACUUACCUAGAUGUCAACAAUCCUGAGAAACCCCUACGAGUCAUUAAGGGUCAUAAUAAACCAAUUACGGUAUUGGCACUGAGCCCAGAUCGUAGUACUAUAUAUACUGGCUCUCACGAUGGCUAUAUUACAAAUUGGAAUGCUGCAAACGGUGAAAAUGACAGAAUAAAAGGCGUAGGUCAUGGAAAUCAAAUUAAUGGAAUGAAACUGGAUAAUGAAUACUUAUAUACAUGUGGAAUUGAUGACAGUCUUAGGCAAGUUGAUAUUAAAUCCAAUUCAUACACAGAUUUGCAAGUCAAACUAAAUGCUCAACCAAGGGGAAUGGAUUUCAACAGUAAUGUGAUUGUCACGGCUACGAUUAAAGAGAUAAUAGUAUUGAAAAACGAAAAAAAAGUAUUUAAUUUACCCGUGGACUAUGAACCUUCGUCUGUAGCUGUUAGUCCAGAUGCUGGUUUUGUUGCGGUUGGAGGAGCUUUGGAUAAUAAAGUACAUGUAUACAAGAUUAAUGAUUCCACUUAUAGUUUGGAAUUUGUCGCGGAGUGUGAUCACUUAGGACCAAUUACAGACUGUUCAUUUUCACCUGAUGGAGAGUACUUGGUAGCAAGUGAUGCGAACAGAAAAGUCAUUUUAUACAAAGUACCCGAAUUCAAUUUGGCUCAUAAGCAAGAUUGGGGUUUCCAUAACGCACGUGUUAACAGUGUAGCCUGGUCACCAAAUUCUAAACAAGUAGCCAGUGGAAGUUUGGACACCACUAUUAUUGUAUGGAGUGUUACUUCACCAAAUAAACAUACAAUAAUAAAAAAUGCUCAUCCACAAAGUCAAAUUACACGUGUUCUGUGGUUGGAUGAUGAAACUAUAGUUUCGGUCGGACAAGACUGCAAUACAAAAAUCUGGAAUGUUACUCCCAUUUAAUCCGGUACUACAAGUUUAAAUAUAUUAUAUAUAUCUAUUUGACUAUUUAUUUUUAUUUAUUUAUUUUAGAGUUAUAAAUUAACCAAUAGAUUUAUAUUUUUUUAAUGAAAUAAAAUCCAAAAAUGGAAAAAUUGCACUCACAGAUAAAUGGUGUCCUAUUAUUAUUAAAUAACAAUUAGGUUUAUGGUUUUGCCAAUAUAGAUUUCAAUCAAUGAAAAGUAUAUUUUAUUUAUUUAUUUUUACAGAAGUGUUUAUUAUUAUUAACCAUUUUAUUAUUUUAUAGUUUUCUAAUUUCUCUCAAUACUUUAAUAUGUAUUUUGCAUUUAUAUUUUUCUAAUGUGUAAUAAAUAAUAAAAUAAUAACUACUCUGAAAUAA